AUGGGGAGGGAUACUAUCAAUGUGAUUAGUACUUAUGCACCUAAAGUAGGAGCGGAAGACCAUCUUAAGGAGAAAUUUUGGAUAGAUAUGGAGGGUUUGAUUCAAAGUAUACCAACCAUGGAAAAGAUUUUUGUUGGUGGUGAUCUUAAUGGACAUGUUGGUAAAGACACGGGACAGUAUGCUGGGGCUUAUGGUGGUUUGGGUUUUGGAGUACAUAAUAAUGAAGGACAAGCUAUUAUUGAUUUCUCCCUCGCAUACAAUCUCAAGAUUGUUCACACUUGUUUUAAGAAGCGGGAUGAGCAUUUAAUCACUUACAAGAGUAGAACCCAAAAAUCGCAUAUUGAUUUCUUUCUGGUAAGGAAUCCUGAUAAAAAACUCUGGACAAAUUGUAAAAUGAUUCCUAGAGAUGGCAUCAUAGCACAACAUAAAGUACUGGUCCUUAAUGUGCGUAUUCAGUGUAUAAAACAAAAGCGCCAACAAGUGUUAAUCCCAAGGGUCAAAUGGUGA
Neltuma alba is the source of this 507-nucleotide messenger RNA. RefSeq lists its product as uncharacterized. NCBI's taxonomy places the organism in Eukaryota, Viridiplantae, Streptophyta, Magnoliopsida, Fabales, Fabaceae. The transcript has a single exon. The record is from RefSeq and is a predicted model, not a curated record. The coding region runs from base 1 to 507 and encodes 168 amino acids.